UUACCAUAUAAGCUGUAUUAUAAGUCUCACCGCCACCGUAGUCUUUUUUCUCUCUCUACACAUAUAUAAAAAGAGAGAGCUCAUAGUUAUAAAAUCAUAACCCUCAGAUCAUCAUCAUAGCUCAUUUGUACCUAGUUUUUCUAGUCACCAAAAGGAUCAAUAAAUCCAUUGUUUUAGUAGAGAGAGAGUACUAUUAUAUAAUAGUAGAGUUAGUGGGAUAUGGGAAGCGUAGAAGAGGAAAGGCUUGUUCAGAUGGUGCAUGAUUUUAUAGAAUCAGAAUCAACCACAGCGGUGCCACUCUUGAUUUCUCCUCAUCGUCACUACUCUAACGUCUCUUCCCCUCUGAAUAAUCAACCCCAGUAUUUCACUUUACAGGAGAUUCUUGGGCGUAGGACAAAGACGGAAGUUGAGAUUGUGGAGAGAGUGUUAAAGUACACGAGUGACAAAAAGGAAGGUGCUAAAUUUCCUAGUCAGAAGAAAUACCUUGUCAUGAGGCUUCAAAUGGAUGGUUACAACGCUUCACUUUGCCAUACUUCUUGGCCUACUUCUUUCGGUUGCCCGGCAGGUGAUUACGAGUACAUUGAGAUAUUAAUAAUGGAGGGUGAAAACAAUAAAAAUGAUGGAAAUGGAAAGAGUGAGAGGGGGAGGGUUAUGGUAGACAUAGACUUCAAGUCACAGUUCGAAUUGGCUAGGCCCACUUCAGCUUACAAACAACUCACGAGCGCGCUCCCUCAAAUCUUCGUUGGGAGUGAGGACAAACUCAUCCAGAUUAUCUCCCUGCUUUGCUCCGCUGCCAAACAGUCCCUUAAAGAGAGAGGACUCCAUGUACCACCUUGGAGGACCGCAGCUUACAUGCAGUCCAAAUGGCUAUCUCCAGCCAAGGAAGAAACCUCUAAUACUAAUGCCAAGGAUACAAAGAUCUCUGCUGAGGAUAAUAAUGGACAUACUAAAAACUUCAUUACCAAGUGGGCACCCCCGGCCCCAAUUGUUGUAAAACCCAACAAGACAAGGGAUUUGGGAGGUGGGUCUGGUUUGUCCAGUCAAUUUUCUAACAUGAGAAUAAAUUGUUGCUAAUAUAUAAAAUAUUUAUAUAUAUAUAAACUCUUUCUUUUUCGUGGUUAUUAAUUAUUUCUUAAAGAGGGAAUUCUAGUUUUGGUUUUUUUUCCCCCUCGAUAUAGAUUAUAUAUGUUUGCCAAGUAUUUGGCUAUAUGAUUGUUUAGUUUGUAUUGAGGGCUAGUGCCUAGUAUAAAUAAACACUACUAGUUUUAGAAAGUAUAUGUACAAUUUUUCAUUAACCUGUUUGUUAAUCAUUAAUUA
Messenger RNA from Humulus lupulus (European hop), 1317 nucleotides. RefSeq lists its product as uncharacterized. Bases 220 to 1074 code for a protein of 284 amino acids. NCBI's taxonomy places the organism in Eukaryota, Viridiplantae, Streptophyta, Magnoliopsida, Rosales, Cannabaceae. The record is from RefSeq and is a predicted model, not a curated record. The transcript is spliced from 3 exons.